CAGCCCGAGCUGAACCUACACUCCAAGCCGCCGCGGUUGCUUCCGGUUCGCCACCACUCGCUCCGCUCGCUGUACCGCCCUCCCUCCCCCUUCCCUUCCCCAUGGCCGCCUCGCCUUCCCUCCACGCCCCCCGCCUCCUCCCGCUGCUCCCGAACCCCGCCCCGAGCCUCGCCAGGCCCCGGCGUCGCUUCACGGCGGCGUCGGCGGUGCCGCCGUCGCGGAACGGGAGCUCGGCGGGGACGGACUGGUGCCCCGUGCCCCCGGAGCAGCGGCCCGUGAACGAGUACGAGGCGCUGGCCGCGUCGCAGCCCUUCUCCUGGGCGGCGGGGGACCUGCGCCUCUACUGCUCCCGCCUCGCCUUCACGGGGGCCGCCUUCGCGCUCUUCGUCGGCCUCCCCGUCGCGGCCUUCGGCGGCCGCGGGGGCGUCGGCGGCGACGCCCUGCACCUCGCGCUCGGGGCCACCGGCUCCGGGAUCCUCGCCGUCACGCUCGCCGUCGUAAGGAUGUACCUCGGCUGGGCCUACGUCGGGAACCGCCUGCUCAGCGCCACCGUCGAGUAUGAGGAGACGGGAUGGUACGACGGGCAGAUAUGGGUUAAAACCCCAGAAGUUCUAGCUCGUGAUCGUCUUCUCGGAUCAUUUUCUGUGAAGCCGGUGCUGAAGAGAGUGAAGUUCACCCUGGUGGGCCUGGCGGUGUCGCUGACCCUCUGCAUCCUCCUCUACGCCAACACCGAGAAGCCGAGGGAGCCGCUGGAGAACCCCGCCGGCGGGAGGGCCAUCCCCGGGGUGUACAGCGACACCGCCGCGAGGUCCUUCGAGCCCGACGCCUUCUGCGGGGAGCCCGACCUCGGCGACCAGUCGGAACUGUAACUGCAAAUGGCGUUCCUAGUGGAUGGAAGGUGACGACCGGAUGUCUUCAUAUCCAUCUUGUUCGUCAGGGUGAAAAGUGAUGUAAAUAUAUGGCCGUACAUAGUGAUAGUGCAUACGAAAUGAGAAUCCCUUGUAUAGUUGUAUAGCUGUAUAGCUGUUGGCCCUGUGUGUA
Molecule: messenger RNA, 1041 nt
Organism: Aegilops tauschii subsp. strangulata
Lineage: Eukaryota; Viridiplantae; Streptophyta; Magnoliopsida; Poales; Poaceae
Source: RefSeq, a predicted model, not a curated record